Messenger RNA from Magnolia sinica, 1842 nucleotides. Its product is annotated as probable pectate lyase 5. The coding region runs from base 323 to 1795 and encodes 490 amino acids. The transcript is spliced from 4 exons. The record is from RefSeq and is a predicted model, not a curated record. Gene Ontology annotation, molecular function: pectate lyase activity. NCBI's taxonomy places the organism in Eukaryota, Viridiplantae, Streptophyta, Magnoliopsida, Magnoliales, Magnoliaceae.
AUUACGAUAGGAAUUACGGGAAGAGAUAGAGGGAGUUGGGAGGCGAUGGGCUCCCUCCCUAAGACCCUACCUCUUUUAUCGUUUAUUUCCUCUCUUAUCUUCUAAAAUAAAUAAAAUAAUAAAAAAGAAAAGAAAAAAUCGGUGUGGAAGGCAUACUAAUAGAACAUCGUUAUAAAAAUAACCCCCCAUUUUCCCAAAUUAUUGUUAUUCCUCCUCUCUGUCUCCUCCAAGAAACAGCCCAUCUCCAGGUUGGGGUUUCCACCCUUUUUCUUUUAAAGAGUCAGGAAGAAGAAAAGGCAGAGGUUAGGCUGCAUCAUCCAAGAUGCUCCUCAGAACCUACAUUCUGCUAAUGUGGCUUGCCAAUGCCUUCGCUUCUUCCGCUUCAGCGAUCCCUCCUAACUUUACUCUCCUUCAACCCCUGCCAGAUCCUGAAUCCGUUGUCCAUGACGUCCAAAGAAGAGUGGAAGAAUCUGUGGGGAGAAAGAGGCGAAUGUUAUUGGGAGGAUAUGCGGAUUGGUCUUCAUCGCCGUCAUCAUGCCUGACUGGAAAUCCAAUAGACGACUGCUGGAGGUGUGACACCAACUGGCAGAGCAACCGGCAGCGGCUAGCUGACUGUGGGAUCGGGUUCGGGCAGAAUGCCAUGGGGGGAAAGAGCGGGCAGAUGUACGUUGUGACCGACUCGUCGGACCGCGACGCAGUUAAUCCUGCGCCGGGGACACUACGCUACGCGGUGAUACAAUCAGAGCCUUUGUGGAUCACGUUUGCCGGGAAUAUGCUGAUUCGACUCAAGGAGGAGCUGAUUGUAAACAGCUUCAAGACAAUCGAUGGUCGGGGCGCAAAUGUACAUAUUGCGGGUGGGGGAUGCAUAACGCUGCAGUAUGUGAGCAAUGUGAUUAUCCACAACAUCCACAUCCACCACUGCGUGCCUAAGGGCAAUGCAAAUGUACGGUCGAGCCCCACGCACUAUGGGUGGAGGACUAAGUCGGACGGAGAUGGGAUAUCUAUAUUCGGGGCGCGGGAUAUAUGGGUAGACCAUUGCUCCCUUUCCUACUGCGCGGAUGGCCUUAUUGAUGCGAUCAUGGGAUCGACUGGGAUCACGAUAUCCAAUAACUACUUCUCCCACCACAAUGAGGUGAUGCUGCUCGGGCAUAGCGACGGCUACCUGCCUGACUCGGCAAUGCAGGUGACGAUUGCAUUCAACCAUUUUGGGGAGGCGUUAGUGCAGAGGAUGCCGAGAUGUAGGCUUGGAUACAUCCAUGUUGUGAAUAAUGACUUCACUCAAUGGGAGAUGUAUGCAAUUGGUGGGAGUGCCAACCCCACCAUCAAUAGCCAGGGCAAUCGGUACAUGGCCCCAACAAAUCCAUAUGCCAAGGAGGUUACAAAGAGGGUGGAUACAGAUGAGAAAGACUGGACUGGGUGGAAUUGGAGAACAGAAGGAGAUGUAAUGGUGAAUGGGGCCUUCUUCGUGCCCUCAGGAGAGGGGUUAGGGGCCACGUAUGCAAAAGCUUCAAGUGUGGAGCCGAAAUCGGCAGCGCUCAUUGAUCAGCUUACGAUGAACGCUGGUGUCUUGGGUGGGACCAGGGAUAACAGUCUGAGCAUGGCGUACCCAGGAUUCAACGGUGGUGGGUCCGGUUCGGGGUCCAGCAGCAGCGGUGAUGGAGCUUACUUUGGAAUGGUAUUUGGGAGUGGCUACGGUAGCGCCGCACCACCGUCACCCUCUUUGCUUUUGUCUUAUCUAAUUAUUGUAUGGUUUUCCUUAAUCAUUUUGUACAUGAGCUUCACUCCAUGGAUUUAGAAAUUCAAAAGGCGCUAUAAUUAUCACGUCGAAAAUUUCCUUAGCCA